AUGGGUUCAUUGAAAUCUUUCAUCAAGGCUGUCAGGAAAGCCAAAACAAUCGCCGAUGAAAGAUCGGUUAUUCUGAAAGAAUCAGCAGCAAUUAGAACAUCAUUCAGAGAUCCAACAUUAGAUCAAACCACCAGAAGAAUCAAUAUUUCAAAACUUGUUUAUCUUUAUAUUAUGGGAGAAAAGACUCAUUUUGGACAAGUUGAAUGUCUUAAAUUAUUAGCAUCUCCAAGAUAUGCUGAUAAAAGAUUGGGAUAUUUGGCAUGUAUGUUAUUAUUAGAUGAAAAUCAAGAAGUAUUAACCUUAUUGACCAAUUCUCUUGAUAAUGAUAUGCAACAUCCAAAUCCUUUCAUUAUUGGAUUGGCAUUAUGUUGUCUUGGAAAUAUUGCUUCUCCUGAAUUAGCUAGAGAUUUACACGCAAAUGUUGAAAAAUUCGUUAUUUCAAAAAAUAUCUAUUUAAGAAAGAAAGCAUGUAUUGUUGCUGCUACUUUAGUUGAGAAGGAUCCUGAUUUAUCAGAAUAUUUCAUACCCAAGAUCGAUGAAUUGAUUAAUGAUAAACAUCCAUCUGUCUUAUUAGGGGCAUUAAGAUUAAUUGAGGCAUUAUAUGCUGCUAGUCAUGAAGAUGAAGAUCAACAUCGUCAAAUAUUACUAAAGACAAUUCCAAAAAUCGUGGGUCAUUUAAAAAGAAUUACUACUAGUGGAUAUCAACCAGAUUAUGAUGUUAUGGGAACAACCGAUCCAUUCCUUCAAGUUGCAUUAUUGUCGGCAUUAAGAACUUUAGCUAAUGAUGAACAUUGCUCUGCACAAUAUUUGGAAGAAAUUAAUGAUAUUUUAACUCAAGUUGCUUCUAAUUUAGAUAGUGGUAAGAAUUCUGCUCAUGCUAUCUUAUAUGAAUGUGUGAAGACUAUUUUUGCAAUUCAAUCUGAUCAAUCAUUGAGAAUUUUGGGUGUUAAUAUCUUGGGUAAAUUCUUAUCGACAAAGGAUAAUAAUACUAGAUACGUUGCUUUAGACACUCUUUUAACCGUGGUGACUAUUGAACCAUUGGCAGUUCAAAGACAUAGAUCUACUAUUGUUAGUUGUUUAACCGAUGGUGAUAUUUCAAUUAGAAGAAGAGCUUUGGAAUUAUCAUUUGGAAUUUUGAAUGAACAAAAUAUAAGAGUAUUAGUGAGAGAAAUCUUGACAUUUUUGGAAAAUUGCAAUGAUCAAGAAUUAAAGCCUUAUGUAACUUCACAAUUAACUAUUGCUGCUAGUAAAUAUUCACCAAAUGAUAAAUGGCAUUUUGAUACUUUGAUUAGAAUGUUAAAAGUUAGUGGCAAUUCAUUAACUCCUGAUAUUAUAUCUAAUAUCUUGGCACUAAUCUUACAAUGUAAUGAUCCAGAAUUGAAGAGACAUAUUGUAAGUAGAUUGCUUGCAUCUUGUUUAGAAGAUCCUAGUCAAUAUGGUUUAGCAUUAAUUACUGUCUGGACUAUUGGUGAAUAUGGUGAUAUAAUAUUAGGAUCAACUAUAGAAGUUAAAUCCAAAGAAGUUCAAGUUACAGAAGCAAGUAUUGUUCAACUCAUAGAAGAUUUAAUUAAUAAUUCAACCUAUUCAGAAUCUGAAACUGUCCAAUUAACAACCUAUAUCUUGACUGCAAUUAUUAAAUUAUCAAUCAAAUUUAAAGAUCCCCAAAUCAUUGAAAAGUUAAGAUUAAUUAUAAAUUCCAAGACUUAUGACAAUAAUCUUGAAAUUCAAAUUAGAGCAGUGGAAUAUCAAGAAAUCUUUGCGCAAGAUAUUUCAUUAAAGAGGGGAUUAUUAGCAAGAAUGCCAGCACCACCCAUCAAACAACGUGAAUCAUUAACAUUACAUAAAUCCGCCAGUUCAAGUACCAAGAAUUCCAAGAGAACAAGUGCAGGUUUGAGUGCUACGAAUACUCAAGAUUUAUUACUUGAUUUAAUGGAUGAUGAUGAUAACACCGGUUCUAAUCAAGGUACUCCAACUCUUUCACAACCGGAUAUUUUGUCUGACAUAUUCGGUGGUGUUUCUAGUCAAGCUCCAAAAGCUACCAGCCCUAAUGCUGCGAUUUUGGAUUUAUUCAAUACGCCAACAUCUCCAGUAGUAGCUUCAGGUGCUGCGGCAGCAAUUCCAUCUGCCAAUGAAAUUGUUGCGUUCAAUGGUGCGAAUGUCAAGGUUUCAUUCAUACCCAAAUCAUUCCCUCAAGAUGGCCAUGCAAUCAUGGAAGCCAUUAUCAAUUCCAAUACGACUGCAAUGAUUGAACAAGUACAAUUAUUAAUCGCGGUUCCUAAGACUCAAAAAUUGAGUAUUUCUUCAACUUCUGGUGGUGAUACACUUAGUGGAAGUGGUCCAAUAAGACAAACUUUAAAGAUUGUGGGUAAGGCUGGUUCUAAGAUUAAAUUGAGAGUAAAAGUGAAGUAUAAUGUUGGUGGAACUCCUAUGGAGGAACAAUUUGAUUUUGCUGGUUUUGAAAAGACUUUAUAG
This is a messenger RNA of Hemisphaericaspora subhashii, 2472 nucleotides long. It is a transcript of the gene APL4, whose product is annotated as Apl4p. The transcript has a single exon. The coding region runs from base 1 to 2472 and encodes 823 amino acids. Gene Ontology annotation, biological process: Golgi to vacuole transport; receptor-mediated endocytosis; intracellular protein transport. Lineage: Eukaryota; Fungi; Ascomycota; Pichiomycetes; Serinales; Debaryomycetaceae. Gene Ontology annotation, molecular function: clathrin-cargo adaptor activity. The record is from RefSeq and is a predicted model, not a curated record. Gene Ontology annotation, cellular component: AP-1 adaptor complex; membrane coat; Golgi apparatus.